GGUGUUUCCACCAGUACGGUAUAUGUAACCCACCGUCAGAAACGGAACCCCUGACACUUCCACCGCCUUUCCCAGAUUCAUUACGACGGUUACCAGACCAAUCAGUACGACCUCCGACCCGUCUCCGUACUUUAGUGCCUAGCUGUGAAUGUUUGUCUGUCUGUCAGUCAUUUAUUAAUUCAUUCAGUCAAUCAGUCAGUCAAUAUGUCCAUGUUCCAGUCCAGGACCGUCUCGCUGGCACUCCUGAUCACCAUGUGUGUGUACCUCUCCUCUGUCUCUGCCAACUAUCGUCGGCCCAGUAAGGUGACCACAAACUGCUGCACAAGUGUGUCUGACACUCCCAUAAAAUCUGAACUGCAAGGAUACCGCAUCCAAAACUCCAUGCCACCCUGUGUUAACGCCAUCAUCUUCUACACAGUGAAAGGUGAGAAGAUCUGCUCUGAUCCCAAAACACUCUGGGUCGACAGGAGAAAGAAAGGUUUAAAAGUGAUGAAAAAGUGAAGAAGCUUGACCAUGUCUGGAGCCUUCUGUACUGUAGAUCUGCCUCCCUCUACAAGCCUCCCUCUACAAGCCUCCCUCUACAAGCCUCCCCCUACAAGCCUCCCUCUACAAUCCUCCCCUACAACUAUCUAGAAUAGUUUUCCGCAUGUUUUCUUUUUCUGUUAUAUUUUGAUUAUUGUAUCUGGUCAUUAGGAUCUACACUUUGCUCUGUGGAAAUGGAUUGAAUAAUAUAUAUAUUUUCAAAUAUAUUUAUUUAAAAUA
Messenger RNA from Oncorhynchus nerka (sockeye salmon), 762 nucleotides. Its product is annotated as eotaxin-like. The coding region runs from base 205 to 501 and encodes 98 amino acids. Gene Ontology annotation, molecular function: chemokine activity. The transcript has 4 exons. Gene Ontology annotation, cellular component: extracellular region. The record is from RefSeq and is a predicted model, not a curated record. Gene Ontology annotation, biological process: immune response. Lineage: Eukaryota; Metazoa; Chordata; Actinopteri; Salmoniformes; Salmonidae.